Messenger RNA from Penicillium arizonense, 723 nucleotides. RefSeq names its product terpene synthase family protein. The coding region runs from base 1 to 723 and encodes 240 amino acids. Lineage: Eukaryota; Fungi; Ascomycota; Eurotiomycetes; Eurotiales; Aspergillaceae. The record is from RefSeq and is a predicted model, not a curated record. The transcript has 4 exons.
AUGGCCUUCAUGCAUGAUGACGUGAUAGAGUACUCGGAGAAUUGUGAGACAGUCGUUGACGGCAUCUUGUCCAACUGGCCUGACGACUUACUCGAUAAGAAUGCUUUGAAGAUUUUUAAAGUUCCCGCAUUUGAAGAGCUUGCGAAUGAGAUCAUAGGUGAGGACAAACUGCUUGGAGAAGAGUUGUUGAAGGGCUUUAUCAUAUGGGUGCAACACACCCACAGUUAUAACCAAAUCAGGAGAACCGACUUCAACUUUGGUUGUCUGGAGGAUUAUCUCGUCUAUCGUUGCAGAGAUGUCGGCAUUGAAUUCGCUCUCGGAAUGAUCAAAUUCGGCUACGAUGCCAAUGUACCGGUCUCGCACACAUACAUACUGAGUAAUUUGAUUCACCUAUACAACCUACACAUGGGUCUUGUGAAUGACCUCUACUCGUUUGACAAAGAAAAGCGAGACGAGACAAAUGGGGCAGUCAUGAUCAAUGCAGUCGAUGUUCUACAAAGAUCUCGCAAAAUUCCGCUUGAAGAGGCUAAAGGUUUGAUCCGAAAGAUGAUAUGGCAGCUCGAGAUUCAGAUGCAUGAAGAAAGCGUUUCUAUUGAAAGAUUUGGUAUUUUGACCCAGGACCAGCACAGGCUUGUUCGUGGACUCAUGGAAUCUGCGGCGGGCAACAUAUUUUAUUCGGCAGUUCAAAAGCGGUAUGGGGGAGAGUUGGCUGCCCUGCAUUGA